Striga asiatica is the source of this 2358-nucleotide messenger RNA. Lineage: Eukaryota; Viridiplantae; Streptophyta; Magnoliopsida; Lamiales; Orobanchaceae. The record is from the annotation of a GenBank genome assembly.
CUCUCUCGAAAUUGCAAUAUUUGCCCCUCCCUCUCUCUAUUUCCUUCAUUCUCUCUCUUCCUCUCUCUCUCACUAACCUACCGUUGGGCUGUAAGAAUUUCGGAGAGGACGAAGAAAGAAAGAACAACGAAGAAUUUAGUGGAUAAUAAUUUAUUCCUAACCGUGGAAUAUUUUUGGAUAUUCCGGUGACCUGAGAUCUGUUUUACGACCUAGAUUGUGGACGUCGAGAGAUCCGUACUCUCGAUUAUCGAUCUGAGGAUGCUUUUGCGUCCCUGAAGCUUAAAAGGCGUGAUUUUGGUGGUUCAGGCGAAGCUAGGGUUUCUGAAGCUUCGAAAUAAUGAAUCGUUUGUGGUAAAUUGGGUGAUACUCUCACGAAUUGGCAGUUAUUUCUUUUACAGUUCGGUAUGAAUCGAAGUUUUAGGGCAUUUGAGAAGGGGCAAAUGGGGAGCCUGAGAUUGAAGGAUAACAGGGACGAGGAUUUGGCAUUAUUUCGUGAAAUGCGAAAGCGUGAGAAGGAAAGAAACGAUCUUCUUCUUCAGAAUGCGGAUGAGUUUGAGGCUCCACUUGGACAUGGCACUUCUCCAAUAUUUAAUAUACCUUCGGCUACAUCUGCUCCUGGCCGAAAAACUGGCCCUGACAAUUUUCUCAAUUCUGAAAAUGAUAAAAAUGACUAUGACUGGCUUUUGACACCUCCUGGUACUCCCCUGUUUCCCUCACUGGAGAUGGAAAAACACAAAACUGUUACGAGCCAGGUUGGAACUCCAAAAGCUCGACCUACAGCUCUGAAGUCUAGAUUAUCCAAUUCCCAGCCGGAACCCACCUCCCGAAGCAAUCCAUCUCGCCGGCCGUCUUCCUCCAGCGGGCCCGGCUCAAGACCUUCGACUCCAACAAGCCGCCCAACUUUGACCUCAACAUCCUCCCGGCCCACAUCCAACAAGAAGCCCACCGCCACCUCAUCCAAGCCCACCGCCACCUCAUCAUCCCGAUCAGCACCCGCCGCCACGUCGUCAUCAAAACCCUCUCGAUCCUCAACCCCCACCACCUCUCGUCCCACGAUCUCCUCGUCUCGACCCACCGCCGCCGCCAGCAGAUCCUCGACCCCGACUCGAUCAACGGUCCCCACCACCACCACCAGAGCCCCUCCUCCGGCAAGAACCACUUCCCGGGCUUCGACACCAACCCGCCGGCCCACAAACGGUACUCCGGGCCCAACGCAGCCCAAAUCCCCGACCGUCCGGCCCAAAAUAUGGAAGCCCUCGGAAAUGCCCGGGUUCUCGCUCGACGCCCCGCCCAACUUAAGAACUUCCGUAGCCGACCGGCCCCCAUCUGCGGCCCGAGGCCGGCCCGGGCCCAGCCCGGGCCCACGAUCCUCGUCGGUCGAGCGGGUCAGGCGGCAGUCGUGCUCUCCGGCGAGGGGGCGUCCGGCAAAUACCAUCUCUUCCCGGAGCAGCGGGAGGUCGUUGCCCGUGCCGGGCUUGAGCCGGCUGCAAGCCAAGGCGAACGAUAACGUGAGCCCUGUGCUUGUCGGGACUAAGAUGGUCGAACGGGUUAUAAAUAUGAGAAAACUCGCGCCACCUAAACAGGAUGUUAUUAAGAAUUCGAAUUCACCGCGCGGUAAUUUAUCGGGAAAAUCGUCGUCGUCGUCUCCCGAGGGGUUCGGGAGAACGCUUUCGAAGAAGUCUUUGGAUAUGGCGAUUCGACACAUGGAUAUAAGGCGAACGAUUCCAGGUACUCUGAGGCCUCUGAUGACGAAUAUUCCUGCAGCGUCUAUGUAUAGUGUGCGAGUGGGGCCCACGAGAAGAACCGUUAGUGUAUCGGAUUCUCCAGUUGCGACGAGUAGCAACGCGAGCUCUGAAGUGAGUGUCAAUAACGGGCAUGAGGUGGACGAUGAUGUCAGCAGCGAUAAGGGGAUUUAGUCAGCGGCCAGCUUACGUGGGAGGUGAAUGGUGGGUUUUUUCUUGAUGCCAUCUCGUGCGAUUUUUUUUUUUUUGUUUUUAACCGCGCUGAGAAUUGUGACUAUUCCCUGUGAGGGAAAAAGAAUAUGAGAAUAUAUAAAAAUGAACUGGUUUUUGUGCUACAUAAUAUUGAUGUAAAUUUCUAUGCAUGGUUCACUUGAUGUCUUUGUAUUAUUGGUAGGCACUCGGGACACAUAGAUCGGUGUCUUCUGAGCUUGUAGUUUACUAGAUUCUGUGCAAAUUCAUGAAUCGAGAUUGACUGAGGUUGUCCUGAUUCAGAUUUUAUUCUGUAUUGUUUUAGUGAUUUUUCAUGUUCGUAACCAGUGAUUUGCUUGUGAUCGCUCCAGUUGAAACUUUUGAAAACCACGAAUCUUUCGAAGAAUACGAUAAAUAUGAAGUCGGU